Messenger RNA from Amborella trichopoda, 4428 nucleotides. The record is from RefSeq and is a predicted model, not a curated record. Lineage: Eukaryota; Viridiplantae; Streptophyta; Magnoliopsida; Amborellales; Amborellaceae.
UAGAACUGUAUGAUUUACUUUUCAAAAGUCAUUAUUUACUCCCCUCUCUCUCUCUCUCUCUCUCUCUCUCUCCCGAUUGAAAAGUUUGAAGUUGCUUCGGCGAAACGUUUGAGAAGAAGAAGAGAGAGAAGAGAGAGAAUGAGUGGAGGGGUUAUUCCUAGAUCCUCGCUCAACGAUGUAGUAGCUGGUGGAAUUUUGAACACACAUUCUUUUGAUUCCAGAGAAAUUUUCCGUGUUCUUUUCUAAUGCCUAUUGCUCUCCCUCUCUACACUUUGCAUCCCUGUCUCGCAUGAAUGGAUAAAAAAAAGUAAAGGUCGUAAUGGGCCCGUUCAUCGGGUCCCACUCUAAUAAAAUUAAAAGCCUAGGCUACAACAAUAUGGCCCGACAGUUCGGCUUGCGCCAGGCCAAGACACAGACAGCCUGACCUUUAUUUUUUGUUAUUUUAUUUUAUUUUUUAUAAUUUAUCCCAGCAUGGCCCAGCCCAACCCUGAUAGUGCCGGAGCUGGUCUGUAGAGGAAUAGGGCUAGGUCUGGCCCGAGCCAUUAAGUGCCACUUCUUUAGAGGAAAAGGGAUUGGCCCGGCACGGGUGAUUGACAGCUGGUCUUUGGAGGAAAUGAGUUGGGCCGGACCGGCCCAUUGGUAGGCGAAAAAGGAAGGGAUGGAUAUGUUUGGAGGAGAGAGAGUGAUGGGGCAUAAAGGUAAGAGGGCGUUUUUGUGGGGCAUUUUAAAAGGGGAAAGUGGGGCAAGGUGGAGUUGACUGGCCGAUGGAGCAUUGAAUUAUUAAAUGAAUGUUUUUUAUAUUUUAGUGUGUGUUGGGAUGAGCUGUCCCUGCAUUAGAUGCUUAUCUGACGCUCACCUGCACUGUCUGCCCGCUCCUGCCCCAAAUAACCCACCAUUAUUACCCAUUUUACCCUCUCACUUCCCCCCCCUCUCUAACAGUGUCACUCGCUCUAAUUACCCAAGUAAUGAGGCUCAUCCCUUAUUCUCUCUCAAAACGCUAUGGAUUCUCUCUCUAGAAGCAUGGAUUCUCUCUUUAUUUUUCUCUCUCUAGGAGCAUAAAACCGGAGGAGUUGGGCAUAAAAAGGGACUGUUUAACUGAGUCGGCUGUUUGGACUUGAACGGCGGCUCUUUCAUACAUUUGGUUCAUUUUUUUUCCCAUUACUUUUUAGACCUUUUGUAAGUACUAAGGCUCAAGAGAGAGAGAUAGAGGAUUUUACUUUUACGUGGGCGGAUGCCAUAAAAGAAGGAAGGGGAAGGCGAGGUGGUUUUUAGAGGAAGAGAGAGAGAUUGGUAAAUAUGGGAGAAAGUACGCCAUUAAUACUUGGUUUUUGCAGGUUUUUUUUCUUUGGAGUUUGAAUGGGGGUUUUUGUCUGGGACUGCUAAGCUGUUGUCUGUUCUGUAGCUGCGGCAGAAAGAGAAAGAGAAAGAGGAGAGAGAAAGGAGAUAAAUGGGUUGGAACGGGUGGUUCAAAAUAAUUUGAGCUUGAACCAGGAUCAUCCUCUUUAUCAUUAUCAAAGGUAGAGAAGAGAGGGAAAGGGGGGAGAGAGAAAAACCGGGUUGUGUUUAUGGUAGAGAGAGAAACUCGAAGGGGUGGAGAGGUGGGGAGCCCGCCCAUUUAACAUUCCAUACGAGGCCCCACGAGUGGGCUACUGCUGCUUUUCCAGGCCCCCACAAGUUGGACCAAAAAGCUCCUCUCGCUCUCUCUCUCUAAGCUGAGGUCUCUCUCUCUCUCUAGGUUUGAGGAGGGGUCCCUUAGGUUUAGGUCCUUAGGGUUUUAGGCCUACAGACCUUGGUCAAUCUCAGCUCCGCCGCCACGCACCCCCUCCCUCUCUCUCUCUCUCUAGAGUGUGCCCCUUUCUCUCUCUAGAGUGUGCCCUUCAUCUCCUUAGAGAGGUCCUCUCUCUCCUGGAUUACCCUCCCCGGAGGGCUAAUCCCCUUCUUUCUAUCUCCCUCCCAUUCCCCUCCCCCUGUCUCUCUCUACCUGACGCAUCUCUCUCUACCCCACUCUUUUUUCAUCUCUCUAGCCCUCUCUGCACACCCGAUUGCCUAUGUUUCAGGCCCCUCAAGGAAGAGAAGAUCACGGGAUCCUGGUAGGUGAAAGGAGAGAGAAACCAAAGUGGGGGGCUUGAUGCUUAGGUGGGGGCUCUUUUAACUAUGGAACAAGGUGAUCAUGUCAGGUCCAAGACCAAUUCAGAAGGAGGAGGAGGAGGAGGCCCUUCUUCGUCUACGCCCUCAUCUUCUCAGCAGCAGCAACAGCAACAGCAACAGCAACAGCAACAGAUGGUGGCCUUUGAUGGCCGCGGCCUCGUUGUAGGGUACCGGGGUGAGCCCUCCGCCAAAGAGAUUCCUGGUCCCUUUAUGGGCUCCAUAGGUCCCUCCUCCACCCAUGUCGAGCUCGCCAUGUCCACGAAACCUGAGCCCACUAAGCCAGAGGGCUCCAACCCUGGCGCCAUAGUCCCAAUCCAAGAUCCAUCGAAGAAGCUAGUCGCGAAACGCUCAUCCAAGGACCGACACACGAAGGUCGAUGGCAGGGGCCGCCGCAUACGCAUGCCUGCUACAUGUGCGGCCAGGGUUUUUCAGCUCACUCGGGAGCUAGGGCACAAGUCGGAUGGUGAGACGAUCGAGUGGCUCCUGCAACAGGCGGAGCCUGCGAUCAUAGCAGCCACGGGCACUGGAACAAUCCCUGCUAACUUCUCAACCCUGAACGUCUCUUUGAGGAGCGGAGGGAGCUCGGCCAUGUCCGGUGCAUCGAAGGCCGCCCCACAUCACCACUCCUUCCUUGGGAUCCAACAUCAUGCCUCAGCACGGCCUGACUGGGAGCGCGCAGAGGACGCAGCCCGUGCGGUGCACGAGCAGUCAAUCCUUGGCUUCCAGCAUGACAACCUGUUGGCUGCCGCUGCUGCAGGAGGAGACCACCUCACGGGGGAGCCGAUGGGGGGUGACCCAGGGGAGAAUUAUGUCCGCAAGAGGUUCCGAGAGGACUUGUUCAAGGAUGAUGGGGCGGAGGCAGCAAAGCCAUUAAGGGGCAUGCAAUCGCAGCAGCAACGGCCUCCGCCGGAGGCAGCGAGGCCGGUGAUGCCGGCAGCAGCUAUGUGGGCAGUAGCUGCUGCUCCGGCUGCAGGGCUGUCAAGCAGCCCCGGGGCCUUCUGGAUGCUGCCAGUAAGUGCGGGUGCGAGCAGCCCUGGGGUGAUGGCAGCUGCCGGGCCCUCAGAGCCCAUCUGGACAUUCCCACCCUCGGCGGCGGGCCCGAGCACAAUGUACAGGGUGCCGGCGGGCACAUCGAUCCACCUCGGAGGCUCGGGCUCAUUGCAAAGCGGUAACACCAUACAAGCACCCUUACAUUUUAUGCCGAGAAUUAAUAUAUCAGGAGGACUUGCGGGGCUGGAGAGAGUGGGUCAUGUGCCCUUGGGCUCAAUGUUGGGGCCGCCGGGGUCGCACAAUUUGGGUCUUGGGAUCUCGGAUACGAAUCUCGGGAUGCUGGCGGCCCUGAAUGCAUACAAUCGGGGUUCGGUCGGCAGUGAGCAACAACAGGGGGGGCAGCAACAGACGGCGCAGCAGGCCAUGGAGCAGGUGCGCCACCACCAGCAGCAGCAGCAGCAGCAGCAACAACAAGGGGCCGACAGUGGAGAUGACCACCAGACGAGUUCACAGUAGUCGAAAUCGACCAUCUCUCCACACAGUGACUUCGCCCCCAAUAUCUUUCACUUCCCUUUCUCUAGCAGCAAGAGCAAGAUGGGCUUUCCAGUUUUCUCCUUGUGAGUUUCGAUUGGGUGUUUUUUUCUCAGUCCUCUUUCUUCUUCCGCUUUGGAUUUCGGUGUUUUGGAUGGAUGCCAUUGCAAUUCUUGAGAUGCAGCAGGAUUGAGAGCCUACAGUCCCACAGUCUAAUUCCUCAGGUAUAAGAAAAAAAAAAGAGAAAGUGAAAGAGAAUUAAUGGCGUUGAUUCAGUCUCUUGGGCUAGUUUCAGGGCACUUCAAAGUUUUAUUAUUAUUUGUUUGGUCCAAAGGACCAUGGGGACAGACAGACACAGAUUGUAUAGGGAAUUUGUUUUUUGUGUAGUAUUAAUUCUUUGUUUGUAUGAGGAGAACCCAAUAACCUGUUGUGCGAUUUGAGGAACAAUCCAUGCCCAGUGCUUCAACCUCCAUUGAAGAACCCUGCUGGGGCGUGUGUCUGAUGAGGAGUGGAGUUGCAGCUCAUGCGGGGCGAAAAGAAUGAGAAUAUAGGUAGUGAUUGCAGCCUUCCAGGUAGAAAGACAUUUUUUUUCUCCCUCCUUUUCCUUAGUUUUAUAUGGAGUUACAUGUGGAUGUUCUCAUAUUAUAUAUACACUAUUUUUGUGAUGAAAUGGUGAUAUAUUAUAACAUUAUUUUUGCACAUUUAUAUAUCUGUCGUUUCUCCUCUGAGAAGAUGGAUACAAGCUUAUUUGUUAUUAAA